AUGCCUUCGCAACACAUUAAAACCCUCGGACGCAACUGGGUUCAGUACAUGGACGACGAACGUAGCCAGAAUGCAGACCCACUUCCUCUCACUCGGCCCUCCGAACACCCUAGUGAGACGUUUCACCGAAGCACACUGAUCCCUGUGCACCCUUCCUUGUUCCCUCCAGUGGCGAUUGUUCUUCGUGUGCCAGAUACCCUGAAGUUGGACAAAGGUAGAUUAGAACUGCAUUAUGGCACCCAGAAGGCGUGUAAAGGUGAACGGUUUGGGAGACAACCUGUUGUGCCACAAGUCAAAGUUGAGAGCAAGCGGGACCCGUGGAUCCCGGGGGCGUCUUCUUCGUCUUCCCUCAGCAUCUUCCGGGCAGAUCGGGCGCUUAUCUCCCGAAUCCUCACGAAUUGGACAAAGAGUGUUACUUCCGAAAUAUAUAAUAAGGAGGCCGUAGUUCAUGGGAUGCCUUACAGAUAUUCAUUACUAUGUCAGAAUAAAGACAACUUAAUCGAACGAAAAGCCAAAGUCAGACGCAGAAGGGAGAUGACUGAGCGCCACAAGUACCCUCGGGAUCCACAACUGCAGUAUCAUGUAUCUGUUUCAAAGUUCCUGCUGUGGAAUAGAGCAGUUAAGAAAAUUGCUAAUUUCAGCGACGAAUUUCGAGGAACAAUACAACAGCAGAUACAAGUUUAUACACCUCAUCCCUCUUUAACUCCAAGCUCUUUCACCCACGCCUCUUCCCACGCCCACACGAAGCCUGCCAUUCAGAGUCCUACUCGUUCAGAGAAGGAGGAGCUGGGCGCCCUCUCCUCGCCCCCGCCCGGAGACGCCGUGCCCACCGCCACCGGGAAGCCAGGCGACGGCGGCGAGGACGACCGUGAGUCGUGGGACAGCAAGUGGCAGUACCUCCUGGCGGUGAUCGGGUACGCCGUCGGCCUCGGCUCCGUGUGGCGCUUCCCGUACCUCUGUCAGAAGAACGGCGGCGGUGCUUUUCUGUUCCCUUACCUGAUCAUGCUGGCGGUGGAGGGCAUCCCCAUCUUCUAUCUGGAACUCGCUGUCGGUCAGAGACUCAGGAAAGGAGCUAUUGGUGUCUGGAACCAGGUCUCGCCUUACUGUGGCGGCAUCGGCGUGGCUUCAGCUUUUGUGUCCUUCAACGUGGCUCUUUAUUACAACACUAUCAUAGCCUGGUGCCUCUACUACCUGGCGGGGAGUUUCCGGAGUCCCCUCCCGUGGUCAGACUGCCCCAAGAAAUAUUACGAAAACGGAUCGUAUACCGUGGUGCGGGAGUGCGCGAAAAGCAGUCCCACAGAGUAUUUCUGGUACCGAGAAACCCUCGAGAUUUCUCCAGACAUCAACCACCCUGAGAAGUUCAACUGGAAGAUCGCCAUUUGCCUUCUCAUUGCAUGGCUCCUCACCUACCUGUGCAUGGCCAAGGGUAUUGCGUCAUCCGGAAAGGUUGUGUAUGUGACAGCCACGUUUCCCUACUUGGUUCUGGUGAUUUUCUUCGUGCGAGGCAUCACUCUGCGCGGCAUGGAAGACGGGUUAAAGCAUCUCUUCACUCCAGAUUGGGAAAAGCUCCUCGACCCCACCGUCUGGCUCGAGGCGGGGACGCAGAUCUUCUUCUCCCUCGGCCUGGCCUUCGGCGGACUCAUCGCCUUCUCCUCCUACAACCCCGUGCACAACAACUGCUUCCGAGACGCCGUGGUCUGCGGACUCAUCAACUGCACCACCGCCAUCUUCGCCGCCAUCGUCGUGUUCUCGGUGCUCGGUUUCAAAGCCAACAUCACCUUCGACGAAUGCACGCAAGAGAGGGAGAGGAUCUUGUUGCAGUACUUCAACACCACCGACAUCGACCCCAUCCCUCCGGGGGAGAUGAUCAGCACCUACGCCGGCAGCACCAACAUCCCCAUGCCCGAGCUGCCCGAGUGCGACCUGCAGAAGACGCUCAAGAAUUCCGCUUCGGGAACGGGCCUGGCGUUCAUCGUCUUCACGGAGGCCAUCAACCAGUUCCCUUGGGCGCCCCUCUGGUCCAUCCUCUUCUUCCUGAUGCUGUUCACCCUCGGCAUCGACUCCGAGUUCGGCACGUUGGAGGGCGUGAUCACCUCCAUCGUCGACCUCAAGGUCUUCCCCAACAUCAGGAAGGAGAUCUUGACUGGCAUCUGCUGUGGCGUCUGCUGCGUGAUCAGCAUGGUCUUCGCUCACGGCGCCGGGAACUACGUGUUUAUUCUCUUCGAUGAUUUCUCCGGGAACAUUCCGCUCCUGAUCGUCGCCUUCUUCGAGUGUGUCUCCGUUUCGUAUAUUUAUGGCCUCAGGAGGUUCAGUGACGACAUAGAGCUAAUGACAGGAGGACGACCCGGCCCCUUCUGGUUGCUGUGCUGGAAGUACAUCUCACCCACGGUCAUGCUCACGAUCCUUACCUCCUCCAUCAUAAAGCAGGUGGUGAACGGCUCAAAGUACAUGGCCUGGGACGCGACGGAGGGCGAGGUCACCUUCCAGUCGUGGCCGGCGUGGGCGUGGGGGCUCGUGGCCGUCCUCGUCCUCGUGUCUGCCCUCUGGAUACCCGGAAUCGCCCUCACAAGGUUGUGCGGCCUCCACGUAAUUCAGGACGAAGAGCCUGCCUGGUUCCCAGCGGAGGAACUGAGAGAAUAUCACACCGUCGUUCCUCACAAGGUCACAAACAUCGAAAGGAAACUCUUCUGCAUGCGAGAAGACGGGCUCGAAGGCCUCUGUUGUCCAGUAGGAGCUCCGCCCAAAGAAGACGUUUAA
Molecule: messenger RNA, 2757 nt
Organism: Penaeus indicus
Lineage: Eukaryota; Metazoa; Arthropoda; Malacostraca; Decapoda; Penaeidae
Product: sodium- and chloride-dependent transporter XTRP3-like
Exons: 22
Coding region: 1-2757 (918 amino acids)
Biological process (GO): sodium ion transmembrane transport
Cellular component (GO): plasma membrane
Source: RefSeq, a predicted model, not a curated record